AUGUCCCGACGAAUCCGUCGUGACAGUGAGACCUCGACCGAUUCGUGGUCUUUGGUGGAAGAAGACCGUCUGGAAGACGACUUCUCCUUGAAUUCAACGGACAAUGAGCUGGAAACGGAGCCAAUAAUCGAGGAGCCGUUGACGUCAGAUGAGGAGGAGGAGGAUACGGCUUCUGAGAAGUCGUUGGAUUCAGAAUCCGAAGAUUCUGAAGAUUCUGAAGUCUCGGACAUCGAGGAGGAGGUAGAAGAGGGCCAAGAAGCGUUGGAGGACGUUUCUGAGGUCUCUGAAUCCGAAGAUUCUGAAAUUUCGGGAUCUGAGGAUUCUGAAGAAGAGGCUGAUGACGUGGCAUCUCAAGUUUCUGAACUUUUGGAGAUCAACGAGGAGGAGGAGGCUCGUGAGGCAGCAUUGAUGUGCAAGGAGGAUGAGAAUUGGAUGUUGGAGGAGUUGGAGGCUAAUUUCCAACAUUUUUCAAUGAUUUUUAUACCAAAAUGUAGCUCAUUCUUUGAAUUUUCAUCAUAUUUAAAUUUCUCAACUCUAACUUUUAUGAAAAUUGACUUAUUGCUUCCAGAAGACCAAGCCUCCCAAGCCCGCCGCUCCUGCCGUCUACUUCUGGCCUUCUCCCUAUUCCUUAUGGUGUUCCCAUUGGCCGAUAUUGUCACUUCAUGGGUCCUGACUUAUCAAAACCACCGUUCCAUCAAUUUGCCAGAACAUUCGAGACUGAUUUUCGAGAGUUAUAGCCCGCAGAGCUAUAACGCCGAAAAGAAAAGUUUCGUCUGGAAGGCAAGUGAUGCCGAGGAGGAGGAAAGGAAAUGGAGACGUAAUCAAAAGACCGAACGCAACAAUCUCCAUCUCCUCAAGCGUUUCCUAACCCCAUCAUCAGAAGAGACCACUAAGCCAGCUCAAUUGACAAGAACCGUCGAUGUUAUGGAAUUUCUGACAAAUAGCACAUAUUAUUGGAAGAAGCAGUCGGAGGAAGAAUUGGAAGAUAAUAGAGAGAUUUUGAUGAAAAAACUUGAGGAAGAAUUUGAGGAAGAGUAUAGAGAAGCCCUUAAGGACUUUGUGGAUUCGGUCCAAAAAUGGAAAUGGAUAAUUUCAAAUGCCACAGCAAAUUUGCAAAAUUCGAAAAGUUGCCGAGCACUGGCUCCAAUUCCACCGGCUCCAUUCACCCCACGACGCAUUCAGAAGCGUCAAUUGCCACGUCAUCAACCGUGUUUCGUGCAUGUGAAUCAGUCGAAAUGGACUUGUCAGAAGAACUUGCCAUCUGUGAUUUAUGAAAUUCCGAAAAAGUCUUUUGGGAAGAUUCCAAACUUCACUAUUCUGCCACGUGGCGUCGCCUACAGUAAGAAGCAAAGAGGAUACGGUAGAAGUGGAGGGCAAAAGGAACAAUAUGAAGUUUGUGGAAAGAAGGCCAGCCAAUCGAUGCGCAACACUGUCUCCAAGCCAACUGACACGUGUCACUCUCGACAACUCUCAAAAUUCAGCCCUCGCAGAAAACACAUCGCCUACAAGGCCCCACUCCCGUGCAAGAUCACCGCUUACAAACCAACAAUGCCCAAAAAAUCGUUCAAACCAUCGACAUCCAGUGACGAUUGGCUUCAGAAGAGAAGCCAUCAUCGUGCUCAACUUCGCUCCCGAGCCUAA
Caenorhabditis briggsae is the source of this 1641-nucleotide messenger RNA. The transcript has 6 exons. The coding region runs from base 1 to 1641 and encodes 546 amino acids. The record is from RefSeq and is a predicted model, not a curated record. NCBI's taxonomy places the organism in Eukaryota, Metazoa, Nematoda, Chromadorea, Rhabditida, Rhabditidae.